AGAGGAACAAGGUUUCCCCAUCGCACUCUGCCUUUCUCGUGUCGUGUCACUUUGACGGUGGAAGAAGAAGAAGAAGAAGAAGAAGAAGAAGAAGAAAGACAUUUGGGGCAUGCCAAGUGGGUAGAAACGCUUUUUUUUUUUUUUUUUUUUUUUAGCGGUCAUCAUGAAAACGUCCCCGCUGCCCUUCAUCGCUUCUCUGUGGAUUUUUCUUCCGCCCAGCGUGCUCAUCAAGGGCUCCCAUGCAUACUGUAACGAUAAGCCGUGUGACAGCAAUGAAACAAAAACAACACCAACAACUACAACAACCGUGACACUUGCCUCACCUCCCAGUUGCAUUUCAUCCCUUGGGAACGUCUCUGCAAAUGGAACACUCGCUGGGUUGACCUCUGGAGCCACCGAUCAAGUCUCCCUCAACUGUUCAAGCUGCUGUCAAGAGGUCACAAUGAAGCCUGAGAAAGCCACCAAUCUUGUUGUCAACAAUUUCACAACAUCUUCUAUAACGGUGAGCUGGACCAAACCAGAAGGAAACUACUCGUUCUACGUGGUACAAUGGACUGAUGGAAAAGUCCCCCAAAAAGAGAAUGUGACUACAACGUCCAAAAACAUUACGGGCUUGUCUGCUGGGACCUUGUACGAUAUAAGCGUAACUACACUGGCGGAUGAUAGAGCGACUGAAGGCGCUACUGCAACUGUGUCUCAGUAUACAAAACCAGGUAUCAUUCGAGAACCCUCCGCUUCUACAAACACCUCCACAAUGUCUUUGACAUGGACGCCGCCUGAUGGUGAGGUCUUUAUGUACCAGGUGAAGUGGAUCAACAGAGGAAGGAAGUUCACCAAAUACACAAAUGACGGCUUCGCUGUGCUAUCAGACUUGGUCUCUGGUACAUCAUACACUGUCACAAUUGUUUGCAUUGCCGGAGACAACCAAACCGAGGGAGAAGGCUACACAUUUGCCACAUUCACAAGACCUGAGAGGCCUGAAAAUAUAACGGUUACACCAGGAACUGACAACAUGAACAUUGACUGGGCCUUACUCAAAGGGAGAGCUGAUUUCUAUGUGGUGAAUAUCUCAAAUACAAAUCUGUUGUAUUCCUGCAGCAAAAACACAACAGUAACCGCAGCCAAUUUUAGUGGUUUGUAUCCCGGUAGAGUUUAUCUCAUCACAGUCACUGCUUUCGCUGGACACCUAAGCGACACAUCAAACCAGAUCUCAUUCGCUACCUUUCCUACACCACCCGGUUCCCUUAAUAUCAGCCGAAGGACAAAUGCUUCACUUCACCUUCAAUGGGAGACUCCCACCAAGAUGGAGGGCGCUCCUCUUACCAGUUACCGCAUCGCCUACCAACAACCAGGUGGUACAAUGCAAACUGCUAACACCACCAAUAACAGCACGGUGCUGUCACCGCUCUCUUCUGGAACGUUGUACAAUGUAACUGUGGACACAGUCGGACCCCAAAAUCUGACGAGCUCUGCUGUCCAUACAUCAGCAUACACCUUGCCCAACCCUGUGUUCAACCUUGUGUCCAGUCCUUUCAAUACAACCUCAAUAAAAGCGGCAUGGUCGAGACCGGACGGAGUGCGAACAUAUUACAAGUACUUGGUUCAAACCUACAACCGCACAGGAAUACUUGUGGACGCACAAACAGUCAGUGAUAACAACACUGACGUACAUGGGCUGGAACCGGGAACUAAGUACAACGUUCGUGUCAGCGCAUUAGCAACAGCAGAAAGUCAAUCCACAGAAGAGCAGACAUUCACUUAUACAAUGCCCAAAGCUGUGACUGAACUCAGAGUUCAGGAUUUUAACACAACCGCCAUCCAGUUGAUAUGGGACAGAUCAAGUGACUACAAGGACACCUACAUCUAUCUGCUAACUGCAUUCCAGGACGACGCAGUGGUUCACAAUGUGACAACUAAAACAGAAAUGUACACUUUCUUCAAUCUGAUCCCUGGAACUCUUUACAAUGUUGAUGUGUUCACAGUAGUAGAGGUGACGAAGUCUACAUCGCAACAAACAUCGCAAUACACAAGGCCCGAGGUGGUUUCCGACAUCAGGGCCAUAGGGACAACGACUAAUAUGUCUGUGUCCUGGAGCGCUCCGGUGGGGCGGGUGGAUUCCUUCACUAUCCUGUUGAACAAAGGCUCAGAAUCGGAAAGUUCAGAGAAGGACUCUAACUCCACUCUUAGCACAUUCUUUACACACCUGAAGCCAGGGAUGCUUUACUGUGUGGUGGUGAUAAGCAAAAGUGGACAUUUAGAGAGUGACAAUUCAACUUUGUGCAAUGCAACCUUUCCGAACCCUCCUGGACCCAUACGAGUUGAGUGGAACAAUGUCAGCUCCAUUAAUUUCACCUGGAACGUCCCAGAUGAUAUGGAUCAUAAGCAAUACAACUUCAGUGUCAAUGCCUUCUCCGCAACCCAAAACAACUGGUUUCUUUUGAAUAAUCUUGAUUCUGGAACCCUAAACUCUAUUUCUGUUGCAACUAUUGGUGUGAUGGGCUACAAAAGCACAGCAGUAACAGCACAAAUUUAUACAAGACCACAUUCGGUGACCAUGCUGGAAGCAGCAGAAAUUACCACAAAUUCCGUGAUGUUGGUGUGGGAGCAAGAAGAAAAGAAGCCCACUUACUUCUAUGUGGUGCUUGUCACCAAUGGAUUGUUUUCACCAUCUGAGGAGGUCUUCGGAACCUUGUACGCCAAUAUCACUGGCCUUCUCUCUGGCAGCAACUACACCUUCACCGUCUUCACACAAGCAGAAGAUGGCACUCGGUCAGCUCCUCGGAUCGUGUCCUUCUUUACACGACCGUAUGAGAUUAAUAGACUGGAGGCGCACACUUUAAACUCAACGGCAGUACGCCUGGUUUGGAUGGAAGCGCUGCGACACAAGUCUGAGUAUACCUACAGGGUUGAGACAACUGGCUGUGGCUCCCAAAACAAAACUGUGGCGGAGGAACUUGCGGUGAUCUUAGAUCUCGAUCCUGGGACACGGUGCACUUUCUGUGUUUUUGUCCAAGCACCAGAUGGCGUAGAAGGGGAAGCACGGUGCAUCUCUCAGUACACAAUGCCUGAGGCAGUCCAACUCAGCAUCUCCAGUCAAGGCUCAAAUGUGUCAGUCCUGGUGUCAUGGCUAAGACCACCCGGGAACGUAGAGUCGUAUAGUGUCCACCUCAACGGCUCUUCUCCAGCUCAAACACAGCCAGUAAAGUCGACCAACAGCUCCGUGCUUUUCAAGGGGCUGUCUGCUGGAAGGCUGUACAGCGCCAAGGUGACGUCCCGUAGUGGACCAUUCAGUGCCUCAUCUGAAUAUGUGACUAAUGCGACCUUUCCAAACCCACCUGGGCCAAUUGAGAUCCUCACAAAGACAACAAACUCAAUAGAAGCAAGGUGGACAGAAGCUCCCCUGAUGGAUAGUACAUCGUUCUACUACCAGCUAACAAGUGCACCACCUGAGGGAAGCGGGUAUAUUGAUACCGCCGACACAAGUCAUACUUUGGAACCCCUGCGGUCUGGGACGCCCUACAACAUUUCCAUAGCAACCGUUGGGCUUUUGGGUUUUAGGAGUGAAGUGGUUCAAGCCUUUUUAGUCACCACAAAACCCUUUCAUGUGAAGUUUCUCAACACUUUUGCGGAGGAGGAUGACAUCACAGUCACAUGGCUUCAACCAGAUGAAUACAAAGAAAGUUAUCUUUAUCAUUUGACCUGGCAAAGCGCAGAUUGGCCAAUCAAUGGCACUAUUGUGACUGAGCAAACAAUGCAUACUGUCGAAAACCUGGUGCCUGGCAGUAGGUAUAACUUUUCUGUCAUCUGUGAGACUCAGGAUGGAACUCGGAGUGCUCCCGGGUGGAUUUCCAAUUGCACAGGUGCAAGCCCCGUGAGAAAUGUAACAUGUGAAAGUCCGGACAAUCCAGAUGCAGAAAUCGUCUUGUCCUGGGCUAAGCCCAGUGGCCAGUUUAAUGACUUUCGCAUCGCUACAAAUAAUACAGAAGUUAUCAACGGGACACGCACUUGUAACCAAAGCUGCAGUCAGACCAUCUCCAACCUACGUCACUACACUCCAUACAACAUAACGAUGGAGACGCUGAGCUGUGGACAAGCUGCUCCUCCGGUGUCUCGCCACUGCUGGACUGGCAUCACAGACCCACCCAUUCCAGUGAACUACGAGUCACUGGUUAGUGUGAAAGAAAAAGUAUACAACAGAUUCACCAUUCAGAUCAACACCAGCCUGAUGGUUGAGACCAGUGGGCCAAUCACUCAUUUUGGUGUGCUGGUAACAGACAAUAUCAAAGAAUCUGGCAUGGCUAAUAUGAGUGCCUACUUGGGGAAAACAUAUCAACAGUGGCUCGACAAACAGACUCCGGUAUUCCUGGCAACAGUCAAGGAGAGAAAUGUUCAAUCGCGCAGUGAAGAGAACAUGUUGUCUGUCGACAUCGGAGAUGGUUCGCAAUGGGAGGGCUACACCAAUGGAGCCCUUCAUGGCAAUCGAAGAUACCAGUAUGCCAUUGUUUUGUUCACUCGAAUGAGUCUGCAAGACCACCAAAUACAGGUGGGGUCAUAUGCAUCGAUCACAAAUGUCUAUCCAGUGAUAAAACUCCCGCAAAACCCAGUUGUUAUCAGCGUUGCUGUUGGAGCAACAUUGGGGAUUUUCAUCAUUCUCUUCAUCAUUCUCAUUGGCUUCAUUGUCUACUGGAAAAGGUUAUCCAAAAAAGAAUCGUCAGACAUCCAGAUUCAUUCCAUGAGAAGCGCAGCGGUGAGGGUUGAGGACUACGAAGCUUACUACAAGAAGCAGAAGGCGGACUCCAAUUGCGGCUUUGCUGAGGAGUUUGAGGAGCUAAGGCUGGUCGGUACAUGUCACUCAAAAGCAAGUGCCCUGAUUCAAGAGAACAAGGCCAAGAAUCGCUACAACAAUGUGCUUCCCUAUGAUUCUUCUCGAGUAAAACUCUCUAUCAUUCAUGGAAGUCCCUAUGACGACUACAUCAAUGCUAACUACAUGCCGGGUCACAACUCCAAAAAGGAGUUUAUUGCAGCCCAGGGUCCCUUGCCCCUCACUGUCAAGGAUUUUUGGAGGAUGAUAUGGGAAAAGAAUGUGCACACCUUGGUCAUGCUGACACGCUGCAAUGAACAGGGCAGAAUCAAGUGUGAGCAGUACUGGCAUUCAAGCACCAAGCACUUUGAAUACAUCCGUGUAACAACAACCUCUGAAAUACCACUUGAUGACUGGACCAUUAGGGACUUUGAGAUUAAAAAUGUGAAAACAGCAGAGACUCGUUCAGUACGCCAGUUCCACUUCACAGCCUGGCCCGACCACGGGGUACCGGAAUCCACCGAGCUCCUUAUCAGCUUCAGACACCUGGUCAGAGAGCACAUGGAUCAAUAUUCCACCAACUCUCCCACUGUGGUCCACUGCAGCGCCGGGGUGGGCCGCACUGGCACCUUCAUAGCCAUAGAUCGUCUCAUCUUCCAAAUUGAAAGGGAAAACGUGGUGGAUGUAUACGGCGUCGUCCAUGACCUCCGCGUGCACCGCCCGCUCAUGGUGCAGACAGAGGACCAGUAUGUCUUUUUAAACCAAUGUGCAACGGAUAUAAUCCGCUCAAGAACUGGAACUAAUGUGGAUCUAAUCUACCAAAACACUGCCGCACUCUCCAUUUAUGAGAAUGUGGAACCCAGAAAAGGUUGUUAUAAACACGGAUACCACAAUACAUAAGCCCAGCUGAAGCACUCAGGUCUUCUUCUUCAUUUUUAUUCAAUGUAUCUGAAGGAAAAGGGAAUGCUUUUCUCAAAUGCCACCAGUCACAUACAUGUUUAGGACUGUUCUCGUUCUCCAAAUAAAAUUGUUUUAAAUUUUUUUCAUCAUGUAAAUUGUGAAGCAAAUAUUCAACUGGUGAGGUCAUUUGCUAUAACAUAUGUGAAUUGUGUAGCUGUCUACUGUAAUUAUACUGUAUAUGACUGCUCAGGUUUAUGGCUAUUUCUGACACUUGUAAAGUGUAAAGAAGAACUGUUGGUCUUGUGCCUCUGCGAUGGGAUGGCGACCAGUUCGGGGUGUAACCCGCCUCUCACCCAGUCAGCUGGAGCUGGGAUAGGCUCCAGAACGCCGCCGACACUAGUGAGGACAAGCAGUACGGAAAAUGGAUGGAUGUCCCUUCCCUGUGAGGCUUAAAACCGGCAGAUGGGACUCAAGUGACACCCGCAUUUAAAAAUAGAAUAGAAGAGAACUGAAUAAUAUAACAGAUUUAUGAUGGCUUUGCACAUCCUAUUUUAUUUUGAACUGUGCAAUGAUAAGUUUUUUGUUUAAUAGCUUUUUUUUUUUUUUUUUUUUUUUUUUUGGGGGUAUUUUCAUACAGUGAUGUGAUUAAUGCACUGGAUGCAUUUAUGUUUCUCUUAUACUCAUUUGUAAGUAAAGAGGCUUUUUUUUUUUAAUAGGCUGUAUUAUUUGCCUAGUUUGGAACAUUCAUCAUUAUAUGUUUUAUGAGGUCACACUAUUUUUAAAUGUCAUCUUUCAUGUGCAUUCUCACAUCUCUUCUGGCCGAGCAUAAUGUCAAACAUUCGUGUCGAUGGGAUUAACAUUAUUGUGAUUUUUGUCUCUGCUCUUAGAAAAUAUCUUUUUUUUUUUUUUUUUAUGAGACCGGUACAUUCUUUUAAAACAUUAUUCAAAUUGUCAGCCUACCAGUCUGUUGCUGUCAAAAGCACUUUAAGAAAAUCAGGAAGUGCAUACUCAGAAAAAAAUGUGUAGAAUUUAGUUUACGAUUGUAUUAUUUGCUAUGAGAUGCUUGCUGGUACAAUGCAAAUCUGUAAAUGACCCGAAUUUAUGAUUACUGUGAUCUUUAAAGAAGCAAAAUGGGGAUGUAUGGUAUUACAAUUGGAGUUAUGUGAAUGUCACCCGAGGGCGCUCAUCUACGUGUGCCGGUUUAAAGAAUGAGAAUGAGUGUACAAACACAUGGGCCCACACACAAAUAAACGAUGCAUAUCCGU
This is a messenger RNA of Phycodurus eques (leafy seadragon), 6966 nucleotides long. Its product is annotated as receptor-type tyrosine-protein phosphatase eta. Gene Ontology annotation, biological process: protein dephosphorylation; angiogenesis. Gene Ontology annotation, molecular function: cadherin binding; protein tyrosine phosphatase activity. The record is from RefSeq and is a predicted model, not a curated record. NCBI's taxonomy places the organism in Eukaryota, Metazoa, Chordata, Actinopteri, Syngnathiformes, Syngnathidae. The transcript is spliced from 30 exons. Bases 164 to 5701 code for a protein of 1845 amino acids.